UUCAAAUCAAAAUCGCUUUUCCCCUCUUCACCUCCCUCCUCUGUUCAAAACGCAAAACCCCUCUUCGUUCCAUUCCCCUCCACCUUCUUCUUCUUCCUCCAUUCCCAUUCCAAAACCCUAACCAGAUGGAACACUCCGACGGGAACGGGAGGAACGCGCCGGAUUCAGCGCAGUGCGUCCGCGUCGCCGUCAACAUCCGCCCCCUCAUCACAUCGGAGCUUCUCCUCGGCUGCACCGAUUGCAUCUCCGUCGUUCCCGGCGAACCUCAGGUGGUAAUUGGAUCUCAUACCUUCACAUAUGAUUAUGUUUAUGGUAGUACCGCGUUGCCGUCGAAUUCAGUUUAUGAUGAUUGUGUUGCUCCGCUUGUCGAUGCGCUCUUCAAUGGCUAUAACGCAACUGUUCUUGCUUAUGGCCAGACUGGAUCUGGGAAGACAUACACAAUGGGCACCAAUUACACCGGAGAGGAAAGCGCUAGUGGAAUUAUACCUAGAGUGAUGAAUGGUAUAUUUAAUAGAGUUCGGGCUGUGAAAGAAUCGGCGGAGUUUUUGAUUCGAGUGUCUUUUAUUGAGAUAUUCAAGGAAGAGGUGUUUGAUUUGCUUGAUUCGAAUUCUUCACGGGGAGAUGCGGCUUCUACUGCAAAGCUAGCUAGGGUUCCCAUACAGAUUAGGGAAACAGUGCAUGGGGGAAUAACCCUGGCAGGUGUGACCGAGGCCGAAGUUAAGACCAAAGAAGAAAUGUCAUCUUAUCUCUCUCGUGGUUCGUUAGCUCGUGCCACUGCGAGUACAAACAUGAAUAGUCAAUCAAGUCGUUCACAUGCUAUAUUCACAAUCACGAUGGAGCAAAAGAACGGUGAUGAUGUCUUGUGUGCCAAACUACAUUUAGUGGACCUUGCUGGUUCUGAACGAGCAAAAAGAACUGGUGCCGAUGGCAUGCGCUUAAAAGAAGGCAUUCAUAUCAACAAGGGUUUAUUGGCACUUGGGAAUGUAAUAAGUGCACUGGGAGAUGAAAGAAAGCGAAAAGAAGGAGGCCACGUUCCAUAUCGUGAUAGCAAAUUAACACGUCUACUGCAGGAUUCUCUUGGAGGCAACAGCAAAACGGUGAUGAUAGCAUGUGUUAGCCCUGCUGACACCAAUGCUGAAGAGACACUGAACACUUUAAAGUAUGCCAACCGUGCUCGCAACAUUCAGAAUAAGGCAGUCAUUAACCGGGAUCCAGUGGGAGCUCAGAUACAGAGAAUGCGAAGUCAGAUUGAGCAAUUGCAGGCUGAGCUUCUAUUUUAUAGAGGUGAUGCUGGUGGACCAUUCGAGGAACUCCAGAUUCUUAAACAUAAAGUAUCAUUACUUGAAGCAAGCAAUGCAGAGCUACAGCGGGAGCUUCGAGAACGUAGAGAAAGUUGUCAGAGUUUAAAACAACGUGCUUGUGAUGCUCAGGUUGAAAAGGACCAACUGAUGAUGAAAAUAGAAGCAAUUCGAAAUGGUAAAUCUUGGGAAGAGAUUGACUCAAACUCAAAUCAGGAUUAUGACUUGGUUAAAUCUUAUGUGUCAAAGAUACAAGAUCUUGAAGGCGAAUUGCUCCGUGUGAAAAAUUCGAAUGCGAAAAGUAGCAAUUUUAUUGACUGGGCUGAUUCAGAUGAUAGUGGAUUCCAGCCAAGGAAUGGUUUAUUUGCAUGUGACAAUGAGUACCCUUCUGAUUGUGAGGUCAAAUCUGUGGACAUAACAGAUGACGCAGAAGAUCAUGCAAAGGAGAUAGAACACUCUUCUCUUCAAGAAAAGUUGGAUAGGGAGCUCAAAGAAUUGGAUAUGAAACUUGAACAAAAGGAGGCUGAAAUGAAGCAGUUUAAUAGUGCUGAUACUUCAGUUCUCAAGCAUCAUUAUGAAAAGAAACUUCAUGAGGUUGAACAAGAGAAGAAACUUCUGAUGAAAGAAAUUGAAGAACUUAAGUGCAAAAUGGCAAAUAUUUCAUCCACCUCUGGUGAUGGCGCUCAAAGGUUAAAGGAAGAUUAUCUUCAAAAGUUAAAUGCUCUUGAAGCACAGGUUUCUGCGCUGAAGAAGAAGCAAGAUGCUCAGGCUCAACUGUUAAGACAAAAGCAGAAAAGUGAUGAGGCUGCAAAACGGCUGCAGGAUGACAUCCAGAGAAUUAAAUCUCAAAAGGUUCAACUGCAACAUAAGAUUAAGCAGGAAUCAGAACAAUUUAGGUUAUGGAAGGCUUCACGUGAAAAAGAAGUACUUCAGCUCAAAAAGGAAGGGCGGAGGAAUGAAUACGAGAUGCAUAAGCUGUUAGCGUUAAAUCAGAGGCAAAAGAUGGUAUUGCAAAGGAAGACAGAAGAAGCAGCCAUGGCUGCAAAAAGGCUAAAAGAAGUUUUGGAAUCUCGAAAGGCUUCCUCCCGCGAAACAACUGGUGUGCAUGGUCCUGGAAUUCAGGCUUUGAUGCAGGCAAUAGAGCACGAGCUUGAAGUCACGGUUCGAGUGCAUGAAGUGCGUUCUGCUUACGAGCGUCAAAUGGAAGAGCGGGCUAAAAUGGCAAAGGAGAUCGCCAGGUUAAAGGAAGAAGAUGAGAUGAUGAGGAUAAACAACACAAGUGAUGGCCUGGUAUCAAUGUCUCCUGGUGCGAGAAAUUCAAGGAUUUUUGCCCUUGAAAACAUGCUUGCUACUUCUUCUACCACACUGGUGUCUAUGGCAUCUCACUUGUCAGAGGCAGAAGAGCGGGAACGGGUUUUCAGUGGCAAGGGACGUUGGAACCAAGUCCGAUCCCUUCCUGAUGCCAAGAAUUUGAUGAAUUAUUUGUUCAAUAUAGCAUCUUCCUCCAGGUGUUUAUUGCGAGAGAAGGAAUUCAUCGGCAGAGAGAAGGACAGCGAAAUAAGAGAUCUAAAAGAAAAAGUAGUUAGGCUAAGCUGUUCACUUCGACAGAUGGAAAUGCAGAGAGCUGAACUUAUUCAUCAAUUGAAGUUGCUGAGUGCAAAGAGAUACUCGGAAUCUGGAGGAGAUUGGGGAUCUUCUGACAUAAAUGCUGGAGGGCACAACUAUGACUUGCGGAAGCUGGAGAACCGGCGAUCUAUUUUUUUACUUGAGGAUAUGGAUAUAUCAGAUACAGAAUCAGAUGAUCAUGAUAAUGAUUAUGUACAAGCAACUGAAGAUGAAUGGGAAGAAUCAGGAAAAUUCCACUUUAGAAAAAGAAAAUCUAAAGGUGGACAUUCAGGCAUGGAAAACAAUCAGCCAAAUACCAGUUUGGAACCUGUCAAAGAUAAUAAUACCACAGAAGAAGGACUUGGAGGUGCAUCUGGGGAAAAAACUGCAUCAGAUGUUUGCUGCUCUUGCAGCAAAUCCUCAUCUUGCAAGACAGCAAAAUGCAAGUGCAAAGCUCUGGGCUUCGGUUGUGGGAGUUCUUGUGGUUGCCGAGCAUCCAAGUGUGCCAAUAGAGCACCAAUAUCUGCUGAGUCACAAGAGCCAACACAAUCUGGAUCAGUUGAAGGCACAACCGGGAAUGACUCUAGUAAUGAGGAAGCUGACAAAGAACACAUUCUUGCUACUCAUGGUGCGGAGUUGCUUCAGGGUGCACUGGUUGAGAGGCCUGCCGAGGCUCAAAAUGGUCAGGUCCCUAGAAAAGCUCUCUCUGACAUUGGAAAUACACUGGCCAAAUCAAAUGUCCCGAAGGGUACAAAUCCGAGAAAGAAAUGGCGGAAGUCCACAAUAGUUCUUGUUACAGAUCCGACACCUUCCUUGCAAUCAGACAAAUCUGAAGUUGCCAAGAAAGAGAAUAAUAACAUUAGUGAAGCAAGUGUAUCUAUGAACAUACCACAGAAAAUGCCCUCAUCAAGGUUUGAAAAUGCUUCGGUUGCCCCCAAGGCUGAGAGUAAUUUUAUUGAGACUGAUAUUCCUUUGAAAAUACCACGGGCUAUGCGAAAGCAAGUUCCUUCCAAUGGUGGUGGCCUUCCUUUGGGGGAAAGGAAUAUUAGUAAGCCAGAUGAAUCUGUCAAUAAGAAGGAUCCUGAAGUUCUGGUUCAACCAAAAAGUACACUUGAAAAAGAAAACAGUGGACUUUGAUCUUGCAUUCAUCUCUUGGUUCUUACCCACAAAGGCAAAACCCAGAAUUCAAGACGCAUGCCAUUACCAUAUUCUUAUGGUGUAUAUGUUGAAGAUGGUAUUCUCCUGUAGUCUAUCAAUUAAAUUGAUUUUCAUGUGUCUUCAAUCUUUUGUAGACAAAUAGAUUUAUUGGCGUCCAUUUCUUGGUUAUUUAGACAGUUAUGCAAGCGAUUACGUGCUGGUGAUCUGCAAGCAUCACGGCCUAUCAUUUGAGUGAAAUCAUUAUGUAUCUAACAUCAACAUGCGUUGAAUUUGUCAAUCGGCAAUGUGAAAAUUUGUUUCUUUACCUCAUUA
Messenger RNA from Lotus japonicus, 4373 nucleotides. RefSeq names its product kinesin-like protein KIN-4C. Lineage: Eukaryota; Viridiplantae; Streptophyta; Magnoliopsida; Fabales; Fabaceae. Gene Ontology annotation, biological process: microtubule-based movement; mitotic spindle organization. The coding region runs from base 126 to 4040 and encodes 1304 amino acids. The record is from RefSeq and is a predicted model, not a curated record. The transcript has 27 exons. Gene Ontology annotation, molecular function: microtubule motor activity; microtubule binding; ATP binding.